UUGGUAUAUAAAACCCUCCAUCUCACCUCACUUAUUUUCACUCCACUCCCAGCUAUCUUAAAACAUUCAGAUAGUCUCUCAUAGAAUGGCUAAAAUCAGCAUGGUACAAACCUUUCUUAGACUAGGGUUGCUCACACUAGUUUUGAUAGGGAUGAGCCAAAUUGUUGGGGCUCAGGUUGAAACUGAACUCAAGUGUUCUGCAGACAAAUUCUAUAAUUUGUUUAGGCACAAUAUGAUGCAGUUGACUACAAUUUUUCCUCAAAAUUUCAAAAGCAUCAAAAUUGUCAAAGGUGAUGGUAAAAGCGUGGGUUCUAUCUGGCAAUGGCACUAUGUUUUACCAGGGGCGUCUUCUAAAGUAAUGAUGCUCAAGGAAAUUGUUAAAUCUGUGGAUGAGGAUAAUAGGUCGAUCACAUUCAGUGCUGUGGGAGGAGACUUAUUUACUCAGUAUAAGAGUUUUGAAAUCACAAUGACUGUAACUCCUAAAGAUGUUGAUAAUAUUGAAGAGUCUGGUAGCAAAGUGAAAUGGUGGAUACAGUAUGAGAAACGAACAGAAGAUGCUCCUAGUCCUGAUGCAUAUAUCGGCCUUGCAGUUCAUGUUACUAAAGAGUUGGGUCACUACCUUCUCCAGUAGUAGCAUACUUCAAGACCGCCUGAAAAGCGGGUACCUGGAAUCGAUUGUUUUCUUUCGUGUGUUCAGGAUGUCUUAUAGUUUGAAUUUGCUAGUUGAUAUAUAUGUAAUGUGUUGUUGCCUUUCUUUUCUUAUGAUGCAUGUAAAUAUGUGUGUAAUAAUGUAUUAUGGGCUUUGUUAUUACCA
Molecule: messenger RNA, 814 nt
Organism: Papaver somniferum (opium poppy)
Lineage: Eukaryota; Viridiplantae; Streptophyta; Magnoliopsida; Ranunculales; Papaveraceae
Product: MLP-like protein 43
Exons: 2
Coding region: 86-631 (181 amino acids)
Biological process (GO): defense response
Source: RefSeq, a predicted model, not a curated record